AUGUUCAAUUUUUUGAUUGCUAUUGCUGCAUCUUCAAUUCUCCCAGUCAUCCUCAUUCCUGGCAGUUUCUGGCAGAUGUUGGAAAGGCUCAAACGUUUUCGUCGCACGUCGCAAAAACUUGUUUCUCUCUCCUCUCUUUGGGGCGGCGGCGACGAUCUGCCCGGCGUCGCCGACCUGGGCGUCGCCUCUACCUCCGACGGCUUCGACGUGGACGACGAAACCGUCAAGUGCGGCCUGGGGCCCUGCGUGCCCGGCUGGCUGCAGGUGUUCGCCUCCAAGCAGGCCUUCCUAGUGACUUUCUGCAUCGCGUGGGUGUUACAGGGUAUGUACUACACGUAUUUCGUGAGCGUGAUAACGACGAUCGAAAAGUUGUUCCAAAUCCAGUCGAAAACCACGGGCAUCAUCAUGAGCGCGACGGAGAUCGGCCAGAUCGGUUCGUCGCUGCUCCUCACGUACUACGGCGGCCAGGGCCACCGGCCCAAGUGGAUCGCCUGGGGCAUGGUGCUGUUCUCUGUGUCGUCCUUCACGUGCGCCGUGCCGCACUUCAUGUUCGGUCGGCAGCUCAUCGAAGCGAACGACCUCCUGUACAGAGGCAACGCCUCCGAGCUCAUGGACCUCGUGUGCCGCAGCGACGACUCGCCGCUGCCCAACGCCACCUGCGAAGCCUACUCCGACGACCGCCGCCUGCACAGCAAGCACACCACCAUCGUGCUCGCCAUCUUCUUCAUCAGCCUGCUGGGCGUGGGCAUGGGCCAGACGGCCGUCUACACCUUGGGGAUCCCGUACAUCGAUGACAACGUGGCUAGUCGCGAGUCGCCGCUCUACUUCGGUGAGUACCCUCCCUGCAUUUGA
Gryllus bimaculatus (two-spotted cricket) is the source of this 852-nucleotide messenger RNA. The record is from the annotation of a GenBank genome assembly. Lineage: Eukaryota; Metazoa; Arthropoda; Insecta; Orthoptera; Gryllidae.